AUGGGCACUUCUGAUGCUGUGAGGGCUCCGGAGGCAGCUCAAAUAGUGUAUGUUUAUUCCGGUUGCAUUCUUUUUCCUCAUUGUCAUGAAGUUGAGAUGAUGACCCUACACAUUUGUUUGUUUGCAUCUUCUUUUUAUCCAUUUAAGAUUCGGAAGUUCUUUUGUUUUCUUAACGCUUUAUUAUAUUUUUCUCGUAUAAUUUGCAGAAAAGUUCUAGAUAGGCCAAGGGACCCAGCAAAGUGGAAUGAGAUUGCCGAUGUUGUAUCCGCAUUAUCUAUUCCAGUUAUUGCAAAUGGUGAUGUUUUCGAAUAUGAUGAUUUUGAACGCGUUAAAGUUGCAAGAGGUGCUUCAUCGGUUAUGGCUGCUAGAGGUGCUCUCUGGAAUGCUUCAAUUUUCUCUCCUGAAGGUAAAGCAGAUUGGGAAGAUGUGAAAAGAGAGUAUGUUAGGAAGAGCGUAUUAUGGGAUAAUGAUGUUAAAAGCACGAAGCACACGCUAAAGGAGAUGGUAGUGCAUUACUCCUGCCUUGAACACCCAGAAGGAAAAGCUGUGAUCAAGUCGCAAAGUUUGGCCGAUCUAGCGAAAGUUUACGGAGUGGAAGAGUAUUACCAGUUGGUUAGCGGUAACAGGUUCUCACUCGAUGGACAGACUGCGUGA
Hibiscus syriacus is the source of this 654-nucleotide messenger RNA. Its product is annotated as tRNA-dihydrouridine(20) synthase [NAD(P)+]-like. The coding region runs from base 1 to 654 and encodes 217 amino acids. Gene Ontology annotation, cellular component: cytoplasm. Gene Ontology annotation, molecular function: tRNA dihydrouridine synthase activity. NCBI's taxonomy places the organism in Eukaryota, Viridiplantae, Streptophyta, Magnoliopsida, Malvales, Malvaceae. Gene Ontology annotation, biological process: tRNA dihydrouridine synthesis. The transcript has 5 exons. The record is from RefSeq and is a predicted model, not a curated record.